AUGGGAUCCAUGGGUAGAUUAAUCUCCUCGGUCUCGGGCCCGUUCCAGCCGUUCGGCGGCGCCGUGGACAUAAUAGUGGUGCAGCAGCCGGACGGGUCGCUCAAGAGCUCGCCGUGGUACGUGCGGUUCGGCAACUUCCAGGGCGUGCUGAAGCGGCGCGAGCGCGUGGUGUCGAUCAUCGUGAACGAGGUGGAGGUGGAUCUGCACAUGUUCCUCGACACCAACGGCGAGGCCUUCUUCCUCCGCCACACCGGCACCGGCGCUGGUAGCGGCGACGAGGAGGAGGAGGACGACGAGGAGGAAGAGGAAGAGGAGGAAGAGGAGGUUGAGGAAGACGAUGAGUUGGAGGAAGAGGGUGCGGGGUCAGAAGGAGGCGAGGAGGAGGAGGAGGAGAUGGAGAUGGAGGGGCAAGGACAGGGCGAGCCGCAGCAACGGAAGGGAGCAGCCACGGCAGACGCAGCAGGGGUGGACGUGCGGGAGAUCGAGCUGCUGGAGGAGGAGGAGCUGGCCAUGGCGCGCGCGGCGGGCGUGGAGCCGGAGCUGCUCAAGAUGAUGGCGGAGGCCAACCGCAAGAUCCUCACCGACGCCAAGUCGCCCUACCGCGUCGUGCGCUCGGGGAAAAAGCCGCCCGGGUUUAAAGCUGGUGCUGCUGGGAGUAACCGUGAUGAUAGCCCCGGCGGCAGUCGCGUGCUGUCGCACACGCUGUCGGAGCCCGAGCACCCGUCGUCCACAGGGUCGCUGCCUUCGCUGGGUCGCACGCGGGACAAUUCGUCGCUGUCGCGGCAGCUGUUUCGAAGCCACUCGCAGUCCGACUUGACCGACGCAACGGAACCCGCUGCCUCUUCCGCAGCGCCACCCGGGGACGGCGAGGGGGCUGAAGUUACAGGGCUUGCAGGGAGCGAGCGAGGGGGCGAUCUCGACGACGCGAGCGCGUCGCAGGUGUUAUCGCAGCUGGCGGCGUCGCAGGUAGACCCGUCGCUCAACGUAACCCCGCCUCGGCCCCGUGCGGGCGCGUUACCUGUCGGUGCCGCGACCGCGCUUGCGUCGGUGGGCGGCGGGGUGUCGCCCGUUCCGGGGUCGCUAAGCCGUUCGCGAUUGAAGCAGUCUCGUAGUGCGGGUAGCAGCAACGAGCUGGCUGAUCCGAUGCUGGAGGGAGGGAGAGCAGCGGCAGCGGGCAGCGCGUCGGACCUAGCGCUGGGAAUCAACGCCACUGCAGCGCAGCUCGCGUCUGCUACGCAAGCAGCCGUUUCCUCGGGCGCGGGCAAGAGCGUACGCAGCUUGGGCGCAAGCGCGAGCGCAAGCGGAAUGAGCGCGAGCGCGCCGUUCGUGGGCAUGGUGGCGAGCAGCAGCGCGGGAUCGCUCGCGGAUCACUCCGACCUCGACCUCCCGCUCCCCCCGCCCGCACUUGCCCCCGCCUCCGCGCCCGCGUCCGUGUCCUCCUCCGCGCAAGACCUCGCGCUGGUCGUUGCGCGCGCGGGGAGCGCGGGGAGCGCGGGGAAUGCGGGCUCAGGCGCUGGGGCUGGUCCGGCGCGGAAGGGCGCAAGGGAGAGUGGUGCGUUUGCGGGUGCGGGAGAGGAGGAGGAAGGGAGCGAGGGGAGGGAUGAAGCGGAUUUGGAUCCGGUGCUGAGAGAGGGGAGGGAGAGAGAGAAGCGGUGGCGGCAGGUGGUGGUGCAGGCUGCGGAGGUGAUUCAGGAUGCGCCGUGGGCGUGCGAGGGCGAGUAUGCGGACAUGCAGAGGCGCAAGGAGGAGAGCGCGCGGCAGCAGGGCGCAGCGCCAGCGGGCAGGCGCAGCUGGAGCUGGUUCAGCUGGCGGUCAAGGCAGCAGAAGGCCGCUGCUGCCGCCGCCGCUGCUGCUGCUGCUGCUGGUGGCUCGGGAGCAGGGAACGGCGGGGCAGGUGGCGGGAAGGGCGAGGGUGGGGCGAGUGGAGAUGCAAAGAGCGGCGAAGGAGAAGUGGGUGUGCGACAGAGAGGGGGGCGGUCUCGCGUGGUGGAGUUCGAAAUUGGCGAUGGGGAGGGCAGUGGGGAUGCGGGAGGGAAGGGAGGGGAGGACAGGAGGCGGGAUAGAGGUGAGGAGCGCGGUGGAGGGGACGGUGAUAGGGAGAAGGGCGCAGGGACGAGGGCGAGUGGCCGGGAGCAAGGGGAAGGGGAGGAGGCGCAUGAGGGCGAUGGGCGGGGGAGCGCGGGGCAGGGCGGGGAGGCGGCUUCAGUAGAGCUGAUAGAGGAGCUGUUCGACCGCAAGUGGGUGGAGGAGUCCCAGCUCAGGAGCCGCAAGAGCGGACAGGGGGGCGAGAACAGAUCGUCCGGGGUCGGCGCCGGGGGGCAGGAGAGAAGGGCGCAGGGGGAGGAAGGAGGAGAGGUAGGGGAGGGGGAUGAGGUGGACGGGGAGGAAUGGGAAGGGGAGGAGGGGCGGAGGGUGUCGUUUGCGUCUGUGAAGCGGGGCGGCAGUGGGUCGUCGUCUUCGUCCUCCGCCAGCCUGCACAGCCUGUCGCCCGUGGAGCUGUCCCGAACCAGCAGCGCCGACGCUCAUGCACACAGCGCCCUCGCUCAUGCCAUGCCUGCUCAUGGCUCUGCUGCUGCUGAUACUGCUGCAGGUGCAGGUGCAGCAGGGAGGGGUGUGGAUGAAAGGGGAGGGCAGGCAGAGACGGCAGAUGGAGAAGGGGGAGAGGUGGGCGGGUCGGGUAAGAGGGAUUUGUUCAGGCGAGCGCUGUCGGAGAAUCAGCAGUUCUACUCGUUCAAGAAGUCGGCCUCUGACUCGGGGGCCUCUGUGGAGGGAUCUGGCGAGACGGAGGUGGCACAGGGGGGACGUGGUGAGACAGGCAGAGUGGAGUCAGAGCACACAAAGGGAGAGCAGGAGGCAGCGCCGGAUAGCGAGGCGAAGCAGGAUGCGGCGAGACAAGUAGAGGAGUGUGUACAAGGAGUUGAAGCAGAGCCGACACGAGCAGUGGAGCUGGCCAAUGGCACGGUGCCACGUGUCUGUGUGGAACCUGAUGAUGUGGACGGCAGGGAUGGUAGCGAGGGUGGACGCUCCUCACUGCCUCUGCCGGCCCCUGUCUCCCAUGGUGACAGUACCGAGCGUGGCGGCCAUGCCAGUGAGUGUGACAGUAUCGAUCGUGAUGGUAAGGAGGGGCAUGAGGGGCUUGGUGUGGGCGAGGAGUGUGAAGGGAAGGGGUUGGUGCAAGUGGAGGGGAGGAAUGGGGAGUUGGAGGCAGGGGGUGAGGCUGAGGUGGAGGCGAGAGAGGAGGACGGUGAGGAGGAGGGCCCAGGGAGUGGAAAGGCAGGGGGAGGGGGCAAGAAGAAGAGGAGGAAAAGAAGAGGGAAGAAAGGAAAGGGGGAGAAGGAGGAGGAGAGCAUGGGGGAGAGAGGUAGGGAAGAGGAGUGUGGGAAGGUAGGUGAGGCAGGUGAAGGUAGUGGUGGUGGUGGUGGUGGGGCAGAGAGCAGGGAGGGUGUGCGCAGUGCAGAGGCGGGUGAGGCGCACGAGAGAGGCGAGCACGGUGAGAAUGAUGGCGGUAGCUCACUGCGUGGUGUCAUGAUGGCAGGGGAGAAGGUAGAGAACGAGGGGGACGAGGGAGGAGAUGGGGUAGAGAAGGGCGAGGGAGAAACGGAGGGGGAGGUAAAAAGGGAGGAAGAGGGAGAAGGGCAGAGAGCAGAGGAAAGGGAGAAGCUGGUGGGGAUGGAGGAUGGAGUGGCAGGUGCGGCUGUGGAUGCUAGUGCGGCAGGUAGUAGCGGGAGCUAUGGCGUUGGUGAAGUGGCAAGCGAGGUGCAGAAGAGAGUGCGGGAGGUGCAGGAGGAGGGGGUACACGAGGGGUCUGGAGAGGGGGACAGUGGAGGUAGAGGGGAGCGUGACGGGGCUGUUGAGGCACGCAGAGAAGAGGGCGAGGUGGGCGCGGAGGAGAGCGGUGAGGGCGUGGUGGUGGUGGUGGGGGGUGACAGUGCAGGUGCAUGCCACAGCAGUGUGGGGCCGGGCGCUGGUGCCGUGGGUGGUGCGGUGGUGCGCGGAGAGUGCGUGGAUGAGGGUGGGAAGGAGGGGGCAAAGGAGGUGAAUGCCAAGGAGGGUGGGGAGGAGGAGAGUACGAAGGUGGGGGGUGGGGAAGUGAGUGCGAAGGAGGAGGGUGCGAAGGAGGAGGGUGCGAAGGAGGAGGGUGCGAAGGAGGAGGGUGCGAAGGAGGAGGGUGCGAAUGAGGAGGGUGCGAAUGAGGAGGGUGCGAAGGAGGAGGGUGGUGAGGAGGAGGGUGGUGAGGAGAGCACUCGUUCGACGGAGGGUGAGGAGUACGGGGAGGCGCAUGUGAGUGAUAUGCAAGAGAAGGCACGUGAGGAUGGAGUGGUGGUGGCCGCGAGAGAGAGGGUUGGCGCGGCAGCGCUGGCGGUGUGCCGGCACCUGCUCUUCCCCAAGAUGGGCAGCGAUGCAGCGGCCACGGUGUUCAACGCCGCCAAGAUCACGUGGCACCAGUUCCGCUGCAACGCCCCCUCCAUCCUCUCUAACGACCGCCUCGUUGUGCGCGUGGGCGACAGGUACUACCCCUGGUCCGUUGCUGCCCCCAAGCUCGUCGGCAUGCUCGCCUUCGGCCAGAUGAUGCCUCCCCUGCUAGACGCCGAUGGCGCCAUUCCUGUGGAGAAACCGCCGCCCCCUCCCCCGCCGGCGCCUAAGCCCGGGCAGGAGCAGAAGCAGCUGGUGGUGAGGGGCGCGGAGGGGGGAGGCUGGCGGUUGUGGCCGUUUGGGGGCAGGCGGGGAGGGGCAGGGGGGGCGGUGGGAGCAGCGGGGAUGGCGGCGAAGGUGAUGAGUGGGGGGGCGGUGCAGGCGGACGUGAUGCUGGCGGCGGCAGCAGCAGCCAACGUGGCGAUCCACAUGGAGAGGAGCAAGGCCGGAGGGGGCGGUGGCGCUGCUUCCGCCGCCGCAGCCGCCGCUGCCGUGCAGUUCGCACAGCCGGGGCUGUUGCGAGGGGGGCAGCAGGCGCAGCUGCUGCUGCGGGAGCGCGAGAACGAGUUCUACGAGCGCGCCACGCACGUGCGGUCGCUGACGCCCACGUCGCAGCAGCUCAAGGCGCUGGGGCUGAAAGAGGGCAAGAACCGCGUGCAGCUGACGUUCACCACUCGCAUGUGGGGGCGGCAGGAGGUGCAGUGCUCGCUGUUCGUGUGGCGGUGGAACACACGCAUCGUGAUCAGCGACGUGGACGGCACCAUCACCAAGUCGGACGUGUUGGGGCAGGUGAUGCCGCUCAUGGGAGCGGACUGGACGCAGAUCGGCGUGGCCAGGCUCUUCACGGCCAUCCGGGCCAAUGGCUACGAGCUGUUGUUUCUCAGCGCCAGGGCCAUCCAGCAGGCUGCCCUCACUCGCUCCUUCCUCUUCUCCCUGCGCCAGGACGGGGAGUUCUCGCUGCCCGAGGGCCCCGUGGUCAUCUCACCGGACGGGCUCUUCCCCUCGCUCUACCGUGAAGUCAUUCGCAGGGCCCCUCAUGAGUUCAAGAUCGCAUGCCUCUCGGACAUCCGCGCACUGUUCCCGGCGGACGUGAAUCCGUUCUACGCGGGGUUUGGCAACCGGGACACGGACGCGGUGUCGUACGAGGCCAUGGGCAUUGCACGCGGCAAGAUCUUCACCAUCAACCCCAAGGGCGAGGUGACGGUGAACAAGGUGCUGAGCGCCAAGUCGUACGUGUCGCUGCACGACCUCGUGCACGACAUCUUCCCCGCCUUCGCCCUCACCACGCCCCAAGGCCCUGAACCCGAGGACUACAACGAUUGGAACUAUUGGAAGACGCCCAUACCAGUCAUCGACGAGGACCUGCCUGAACUCCUCCCCAAGCGCGCUGCGUCGCGCCGCCGCUGA
This is a messenger RNA of Closterium sp. NIES-65, 5820 nucleotides long. Lineage: Eukaryota; Viridiplantae; Streptophyta; Zygnematophyceae; Desmidiales; Closteriaceae. The record is from the annotation of a GenBank genome assembly.